AUGGCUAAGAGCGUAUCUCCCUUCCGAAGUGCAUCCUCUCAAAUGCCUCCACUUACCCUAUCCGUCGGCCAACUUUUUGUCCAAUCCCAACUAUGCACCAAACCACAAUUGCCUCCCAAGGACCUCGACCUCUCAGGCCAAACAGCGAUCAUCACCGGAUCAAACAAUGGAAUCGGCUUUGCAUGUGCCAAGCUUCUGCUCCAGUAUAACUUGAGCCAUCUCAUCAUGGCGGUGAGAUCUGAAGACAAGGGCACUGCUGCCGCUGAGCAGCUUCGUCGAACAUCAGCGUCAACAAGUCCCCAGAUUGAUGUUUGGAAGCUCGACAUGGGUUCUUACCGCUCGAUUGAGGACUUUGCGAAGCACUGCGAGACUCUGCCGCGGAUAGAUCUUGUCAUUCUCAACGCUGGCAUGGGCGAUAUAACCUUCCACCUUAACAAGGCAACAGGCCAUCAAGAGAUUGUGCAGGUCAAUUUCCUCUCUACCAUGUACCUGUCCGUUCUUCUCUUGCCUAUACUCAAGACUAGGGCUCCGAAUACCAAGCCAGGCCGCCUCACUAUCGCAGACCACAUCAUCUCUGCGCUCGACUCAGAAGCCAAUUUCGAUGGCAUGGGGUAUUACGGGAAGUCUAAGCUUCUCGGUCACUUCUUCAUCGACAGACUAUCUCAGCACGUUGACCCAAGCGAUGUUGUCAUCAAUCUUGUUGACCCGGGCAUGACCAAGGGCACUGGGCUGAUGGACAAAGGCACUUGGCUCAUGAGAAUGGCGAUGGCCAUGGCAACUAGGUUAGUUGGCCGUACGCAGGAACAAGCUGCCUCAACCUACGUUGAUGCAGCGAUAGUCAAAGGAGAGGAAUCCCAUGGGUCCUAUUUAAUGGACUGGAAGAUCUACCCGUUCGGCUCGUACUACUACACUGGAGAGGGCAAGGGUGUUCAGGACAGAAUCUGGAGGGAGGUGAUGGAUGAAUUUGCGUUUGCCAAUAUAGAAGACAUAAUACGUUCUCUGAAGAAGUAG
Fusarium fujikuroi IMI 58289 is the source of this 1011-nucleotide messenger RNA. Its product is annotated as related to short-chain dehydrogenase/reductase family protein, putative. NCBI's taxonomy places the organism in Eukaryota, Fungi, Ascomycota, Sordariomycetes, Hypocreales, Nectriaceae. The transcript has 3 exons. Bases 1 to 1011 code for a protein of 336 amino acids. The record is from RefSeq and is a predicted model, not a curated record.